GCUGAUGGUGGACAUCCUCCAGAGGCUCCAGAGGAGGCAACUUCGGGGGCCUUGGCUUUGACCCAGCAGGCUCAACUCAAGGGAGUUGCAGCUGCUUUGGAUGUGGAUGAUCGAGUAUCUCAUGCAAUGCAAGAAGAAUCUGUUUUGGACAUGAUGAAAAAGCAGGUAGAGUUGGAAGAAUCAUCUGCACCAACAGCAGACACAAUCAAGGCUGUCGAAGAGGAGAUUAAGGACAAGCAAAGAGUCUUUCAUUCUGCCACCACUGCGGAUGCGGCUGCGGCUGCAAGCAAUGCUGAUCAGGCUGAUCAGGCGGCAGGUGACGGUGCGAGUGUGUUUGAAGCUUGGACGCCGAAGCCAAAUCCAGACUCCUGUGAAGAAAUAGAGCCCAAACUGGAUGAUGGCAAGGACACGGGUAGCAUAGUUGCUAUUGCUGUUCCUACAGCUGCUACAGGGCUUGCUGCUCAGGAACAAUCUUGUGAGAAGGGAGUGCCUGAGGAGAACAAAGUCACAGUUGACACGGUCAUUGACACGGUUGAAGUUGAAGUUCAAGAGCUUCAGGCUCCUGAAGAAGAGGGCAAAGCAGACAAAGCACAUUCAACAGCUGUUGAACCAGCUUCCACAGCCACAGCGGAAAGGAAAGACACUGCCGCUCAGGAACUGCGUGACAUUCCUGCUGCAGAUCAAGCACCUGACCAAGCUUGUGAUGAGGGCCAAGAGAAAGCUUGUGAUGCUGAUGAGACAAUUUCAGAGGCGCUUGGCAACCUUAUGCUUCAAGAAGAGCUUAAGUUGGACUCUGAGUUUGAGCCUGAGCCUUCAACACAGCCGGCUGAUGCCAGCAGCAAAGCUGAUGUCCAUGCUGGAGAGCAGUGUGAGGGCAAGCAGUGCUUGCUUGUUCGCAAGCCAUGCUCUACGGUACAAUCCUUGCAAGAAGCUUUUGACUUCUGGGACAACUGCUUUGACAUUCUUUGCGAUGGCAAGGAGUCCGAGGAGUGCUUUGAGCUUUUAGACAGACUCGAGCAUUCCUUGCAAAGCAAUUCCUUAUCUACUGCAUUUUCCGGAGUUAGAGCUCCUGAGACAUCUGCAAAUGUUUUGAGAUUCCGCCUUGGAGAAAGAUUGGGAAGAGAGAUCAAGAAUGACCAGGGGAAAUUACAACACAUGAUCGAGUGGAACAAGCACUGCCAAGAGGAGUGUUUGUUGGCGGCAAAGCUGGAGAACUCCUGCUUGUUUGGCGAUAUUUGCCAGUUCUAUCGAGAGGAACUCCGUCAGACUUUGAUUCCUCAAUUGCAGCAGAAACCGAACACGGCAAUCCAAGCUUUGACCCCAUUGAUCCUUUCUGGCCGAGCGGUGACAACUGUUGGCCAUUGUCGUACCUACCACUGUGACUGUGGCUGUGGAUUGCCACAGUGCUUUGACAUCUUCAUCUUCAAGUUCCAAACCAUCAGGGAGGUGCAAGUCAUGUCAGCCAAGGCUGAAGCCAAGCCGGUCAAGGCUGGCAAGCUUACAGGGCUUGACCCAAGUUCGAAGCCUGCUGAUCUUGACCUUUAUGAUCCCAAAUGCGGCAUUGAAGAUCUCUUUGGAAGUUUGAGUGGUGCUGCACUGCUUGAGAGGAUGCUUCUUUGGUAUCAAGUGGACGAGAUUCAGUGCAUGCCGUGGUUCAGUGAAGACAGCCAAGGCCAUUCUCGAACCAUCGUGCGGUCGCCCUUCAGUCGAGAGCUGCAGGAGUCAACAAUUGCGAGGUACCAGUCCAGGAUCUAUGAUGAGGGAUUGAGCCAAGUGGUUUCAGGACUGCUGAGCCAGUGGAUUUUCGGGGUGGGGCUGGGCGGGCUGGGCGAAUAUAAGAUCGCGCUUAUCCUGUGCUUGCUUUGGGCUUUAAUCAUCGCGCGGAAAGCUUCUACAGGUUUGAAGAAAGUUCGAGUCUUGCACUGGAACACGCCAGAUUGUGUGCAGCAGAAGGCCCUUCGGCUGGAGACAGCAUGGAAAAGUGAAUGCUGCACGACCAAGUUGAACACAUACAACCCGAAGUACCAAGCUGCGUACGAAGAGUUCGUUUUGAAGAAGAGUUCAAGCAGUGAUUACUCGGGCUUCUUUAAGGCCAAGCAGCCAUUCUACAGCGCCAUUAGCUUGGCGCACAACUUGCAGAAUUUGAACAUCUACACUCGGUUUGAGGUUUGGUGCAAUACAUACGUGGACUACUUGGAUACCCGAUACAAUCCUCAUACCUGUGUGGCACAAAUGCAUGCGAUCACAGUGAUGAUUGUGAAUGGCCAGAAGAAAUUCAUCUCCAAGGAGAAAAUGGGCUACAUUGUUUUCGAAGCUUUGAAAGCCUGUGUUCCUGUUUCUGCCGCAAACGUGGCCAAGUCUUCCGGGAGAAGUUUGACCUUUGUGUUCAACAGGGGCGGCUCUGAGAUCGGCAAGCUGAUGAACUUGAUCAAUCUACCCAUGGAGAAUAGUGCUGUGGUUCGCAAGAUGCUCAAGAAAGACGCUCCUGGCUCUUCCACAAGCACCGCUGUCAGCAAGCCGAAGACGGCAGAUGUCACCUUGCAGGUCAAGGCACAGCUGUGUGGAGUCAGUUCCUUGGGCAUUCAGUUGAAGCCCGGCGAAUUGAAGAAGUUGCAUGGUGCCAAAGGUGCUGGCUGUGAGAGCGAGGUUGACUGCAACACUGAAGCAGCCACUGGUGAGGGUCAGGUUUCUGGUGGGAAGACAGGCGGUGGCGGUAGCAGCAUGGAUGCCCAGGCAUCUGCAUCAUGUGAGCAGUCAACAGAGAAAGCCGAUGGUGAAAAGCCCAGCGAACCUCCCCCCAAGCGGCAAAAGAUUGGAAAGGUGAACCAGAAGAGGAACCAGUUCAAAGGCUAUGGGGAUCAAGAGAAGGCUUCCUUCCAGGUGACAUUACAAACAACGAGCGGUGAGAGCAGAGCAUUGACUGCCAUUGACGACAUGAUUCGAGCUUUGGACUAUGUCAUUGAUUGGCUCGUAGCAAGCAAGACCUUGCAAGAAGCUGAUGUUACAUCAGAUCGUGUCAUGUCCACCUACGGGUUUUGUGUCAGCCUUUUCCUCGAGUUUGCCUGGACAGGCAAGACAUUGGUGACAGCGAACGAGCAGCUUGCUGCACCAUUUGAAUUGGAUGGCGGGUCUGGUCAAGCAGAUGCAACGGAUGGAAAGGCCUUGAACCCUUUGGAGCUUGCGGCAAUGUUGUGCCAGACGUUCUUGAACAAGCCAGUGACUUCGGUGAUUUGGGAUGUGACUGAUGACCCUGAAGAGCAAAUCGUGAAGAACAUUGCUGAAUCAAUGCAGAAGGGCUUGGGCCAGGACAUCAAAGAGUUUGUCUCUUCGACUUUGCAUCUUCCAGUGGUAAUGCAUGCUGGACCUCGUGAUGCUUUGCAGCAGAUCUUUUCCUUGCCUCCCAAGGGAACACUCAACUUGAUAGACUUGUUGGCAGUGGUCUUCACCUCCAUUUGCCAGCACUUUCCACCGGCCUGGUGUGGAUUCGGGUUUGAUGUUGCUACGGCCUAUGCCGACCGACACCACUUCGUUGAAGACACGGACAAGGCUUGGUGUUUGGCACGCUGGAGAAUCUACACUCUUUUUGUCAGCCUCCGCCUCAAGUACCUCAUUAAUAUCUUGAGGGAAGUGUUGCCAAAGGUGAUCAUCAAUGAUGUGGGCAGCCAUGAGAUGAAGGACGCUUUGGUGCAGAUUGCUAGCUUGUCAUUUGAAGGCCCUGAGUUUGAGAUCCUCGUCGUUUUCGACUCAAUCCAAUUCGCGCAAACAUGGGCACGUGAAUGGGCGGAUCUGCUCUUGAAGGCCCGCAAUGUGGAGCACUUGGCUAAGCUCGUCCGGGCCAUGCCAACUGUUGUGGCAGCAGGGGGUGGUGGGACAGAUGCUCCUGAGCAGUCUGAGCUCGGCCAACCCAGCCAAGGAUCGCGAAGAGAAGGAGUCUCUACUGGGCCCAAUGGCAAAGAAGAUGUCCAGGGCACGGGUGGUGCGUCAACCGAAAUGACACUUCUCGCAGUCAAUUCGUUCCGAGACACGGGUUCAUUCGAGAGCUUCAAAAUGCUUGAGUACUCUGAUGACUUCAAGGAGACGCACCCAGAGCCAAACAAUGACAACACCACCGAAUCCAAGGAAUUGAAGGAGGAGGACAAUGGGGAUGAAGAUGGGGCAGUACGUGCUGUUGCUCCCCUGCAGCCCAAGAGGUUGUUGGACCCACUCUUUGUCAAGAUCUUGGAGAGAAAAAUUGAAAUUCUUCAAUGGGAGAUGUUUGACUACUUUCAGUCGGGCAGUGACAACGUUCGAGUGAACUUGAAUAGCAAGAAGGAUCAAUUCUAUGUGAAAGUUCCUAUUUGUGGGAAGCUAUGCAUGCCCUUUGCUGGGAGUAUCUCUGCAGCACAGCCCACGAGCACCAACAAGAAUCAGAGGUCCUUGUUCUGCACCUUCCUUGGGAUGCAUUUUUAUGUGCAGUCCAAGGCUGUGGAUCUUCAGCAGGCCGACCUCUUGAUUCCAGCUUGGACGAUGAAGACGGUGCCAAAGCAACAGGAUUGCUUCUUUGUGCAGGAGCCCGUCGAGUGUUCUUUUGUUGCUUUGGCCACUCCCAAUGAUGAGCUCAUGAACAUGUCGCUGCGCUUGGUGACCAAGGAGAAUGAGGUCGACAUCCGGGCAUUAUGCAAACAAUGCACAGCUUCAGGUUGGGGAAAGGCUCGCUUGCAAACGUUGGUGCCAAUCUCAAACCUUGACACCAAGCUGGCAGAUGAUCUUCAGAAAGAGAAGGAGAAAGCUGAGAAGACCGCCAAGAACUUGGUCCAAGCAGCCAUGCGCCGAAAUCAAGCUCGUGAAACCAAAGAAGUCAAAAGACAAAAGAAAAACCAGGCAAAUGCUGAGAAUGCCGUGGAGCGAUUGCAGCUUGAAGUAGAGACUAAGAAAAAGGAAUUGGACAAGAUCGCUCACGCUGAGCGUGAGGAAUCACACGUCCAGGAUGCGAUUGAGAAGGCCUUGGCUUUGGUCAAACCCCGAACAUCUGUUCCAUUGACAGUCCUGGCUCCGACCCAACCUUCAGAGAGGAGUGCCCGCGCCAAGGCUAUGCAGAGUGCUUUGAAGGCUGCAGAGGAACAACUGGAACGAGCGGAGGCUUGCACAGCUCCGGGGCCGCCGCCAGAGACUCCUGGCCAGGAUGCUGCUCUUGGGGUGCAGGCAGUCAUGGUGGCUUUGCGCAAUGAUGGUUCUUUGGUGCGAAAAACGGUUGUGAAGGCCAAGAAAGACGACAAAGCCUUGACAACUUCUGAGAUGAGGAAGCUGGGAAAACAUUUGCUGAAAUGA
Messenger RNA from Durusdinium trenchii, 5307 nucleotides. The record is from the annotation of a GenBank genome assembly. NCBI's taxonomy places the organism in Eukaryota, Dinophyceae, Suessiales, Symbiodiniaceae.